This is a messenger RNA of Exaiptasia diaphana, 686 nucleotides long. RefSeq lists its product as uncharacterized. Lineage: Eukaryota; Metazoa; Cnidaria; Anthozoa; Actiniaria; Aiptasiidae. The transcript has 3 exons. Gene Ontology annotation, molecular function: signaling receptor activity. Bases 139 to 678 code for a protein of 179 amino acids. The record is from RefSeq and is a predicted model, not a curated record.
CAGCGAGGUUUCACUAUCGGAGCCUGGGUCAAACUAUUUUAAACACCUGCUUCUGAGGGCUUGGUCUACGGGGACUGGUCUGCACCUUUCCAAUUCGCCUUAAAGAUCGACAAGGAGGGAAAAGUCCACUUCAAAUUGAUGUUUGAUUCUACAAAUACCACAACGUUGACGCCCAAUAGAUCACUCACUUUCGAUGCCUGGACUCAUGUCCUUGCUUCAUGGUCAUAUGUUGAAAGGAUCACGACCAUUUUCAUCGAUGGAAAGCAAGAGGCGACAAACGUUUUGAACAUGGAGCACGCAACUCUUAUGCCCACGAACCAUCAAUAUGAUAUAGGACUGGACAGAAAYGAAAGUAAAGUGCUUCACGCUUAUAUAAGAGAGCUGACUGUUUUCGCUUGGCCAGCCAUACCAACCAAGAGAGUACUUGAUCGAAUCGGUCGAUAUCAGAAACGCGAUGCUGUGUGGACAGGACUGAACGAUCUCUCCCAAGAAAAUACAUUCACCUUUAGUGACGGGACUCCCUUGUCGUUCACAUACUGGAACGAUGGAUGCCCAAAUGAUAAGUACAAGUUUUCAGACUGCGUUUUGUUCUCCUUGGAGACUGGAUUAACCCAUAAGUGGUUGGACGGUUCGUGUGGAUUCGAACUUCCUUAUAUUUGCAGAAGAAAAAUGAACUAGUUGACAAU